This is a messenger RNA of Ipomoea nil (Japanese morning glory), 798 nucleotides long. Its product is annotated as protein yippee-like At4g27745. The transcript has 3 exons. The record is from RefSeq and is a predicted model, not a curated record. The coding region runs from base 184 to 504 and encodes 106 amino acids. Lineage: Eukaryota; Viridiplantae; Streptophyta; Magnoliopsida; Solanales; Convolvulaceae.
AACCCCGCGCUUGGGUUUUACGACAAAAAUGUGUUGACUUAAUACGUUUAGCCAACAUUCUACGCCGAAGUGUUAUCGUCCAGCACGCUAGCCUUAUCUGCUGUUCUUGCCUUCAUCUCCGAUUUCUUCCUAUUCAAAGCUGUAGAAUUUCAGUGGGUGUGUUUGUGUUGGUGUUCUUGUUCCAUGGAUGAAACAAUUGGACCUAGGUUGUACAGCUGCUACAAGUGUAAAAAUCAUGUUUCUGUUCAUGAUGAUAUAAUCUCAAAGGACUUCCAGGGAAGGAAUGGAAGAGCGUUUCUAUUUUCUCACGUGAUGAAUAUUCGAGUUGGGACCAAAGAAGACAGACAUCUCACGACUGGUCUUCACACAGUUGCUGAUAUAUUCUGUUCAGAUUGCCACGAGUUGUUAGGGUGGAAGUAUGAACGAGCAUACGAGCCAACGCAGAAGUACAAGGAAGGGAAGUUCAUACUCGAGAAGUCAAAAAUCGUCAAAGAGAAUUGGUAGCGCCAUUCCCAUCCGCUCGCUCGCUAAGAUAUUACCACAGAUCAGUGCAAGUGUAAUUACAUAUAUUAUCUUGUGUGCAAUCCAUAUAGAAAACACUAGAAGAAAUUGGUUGAUAUUUGAAUUGAACACUUCUUUCAUCUGUCAUUCCUUCUCUAUUAUUCCACAAUCACUACCUGAGGGUGUGCACGGGGUAAACCUCAUCUUGUAUCUCACUGUAUGUAUGUGUGUAUGUAUAUGUACUAGACAUCAAUCAAGUUUGAGGCAUUUCCCUUUAUCAGUAGAUUUAUGCCUUCU